Messenger RNA from Nanorana parkeri, 1401 nucleotides. It is a transcript of the gene VMP1, whose product is annotated as vacuole membrane protein 1. Gene Ontology annotation, biological process: autophagy; Golgi organization. Bases 61 to 1281 code for a protein of 406 amino acids. Gene Ontology annotation, cellular component: membrane; endomembrane system; endoplasmic reticulum. Lineage: Eukaryota; Metazoa; Chordata; Amphibia; Anura; Dicroglossidae. The record is from RefSeq and is a predicted model, not a curated record. The transcript has 12 exons.
GAAGAUCUUUGUGACAACAACUUUACUGGCGUAUAUUCUCAACUUCAGCUGACAUAUGAAAUGGCAGAGAAUGGUACUGAUUGUGAGCAGCGGCGCGUUGGAGUCUCUAAAGAACAACGCAACGGGAACUUUACCGAUUCCUCCUUUUUGAAUGAGAAGAAGAGAAGGGACCGUGGGGACCGACAGAGUAUUGUUCUCUGGAGGAAGCCAUUUAUUACCUUGCAGUAUUUUUUCCUUGAAACCCUGAUAAACUUGAGGGAAUGGAGCUUAAAAUUGUGGUACCGUCGUGGGAUGGUGGGGUCAACACUGCUCCUGCUUACACUUCUUACAGUAGCGUAUUAUAUUGAAGGAACACAUCAACAGUAUGUACAGUAUAUGGAGAAGAGGUUUUUAUGGUGUGCCUACUGGGUAGGCUUAGGAAUUCUGUCCUCUGUGGGACUUGGAACUGGCCUUCAUACCUUUCUUCUAUAUUUGGGUCCACACAUAGCUUCUGUGACACUUGCUGCUUACGAAUGUAACUCGGUCAACUUUCCUGAACCUCCAUACCCAGAUGAAAUUAUAUGUCCAGAUGAAGAAUCUGUAGAAGGUGCCAUUUCAUUGUGGACCAUUAUAUCUAAAGUCAGGCUAGAGGCCUGCAUGUGGGGUGCUGGCACUGCCAUUGGAGAGCUGCCACCAUACUUCAUGGCUAGGGCUGCCCGUCUGUCAGGAGCGGAACCUGAUGAUGAGGAAUAUGAGGAAUUUGAGGAGAUGCUGGAACAUGCUCAGACAGCACAGGACUUUGCAUCCAGAGCUAAACUCGCUGUUCAAAACCUGGUGCAGAAAGUAGGAUUCUUGGGGAUUUUGGCCUGUGCUUCUAUUCCCAAUCCCCUAUUUGACCUGGCAGGAAUAACAUGUGGACAUUUUAUGGUUCCCUUCUGGACUUUCUUUGGAGCCACCUUGAUUGGCAAAGCAAUAAUCAAAAUGCACAUUCAGAAGCUGUUUGUUAUCAUAACUUUCAGCAAGCACAUAGUGGAGCAGAUGGUGUCGCUAAUUGGGGCUGUUCCAAGUAUUGGACCUUCUCUGCAAAAGCCGUUUCAAGAAUACCUAGAGGCUCAGAGGAAGAAACUUCACCAUAAAGUAGAUGCGGGAGCCCCACAGAGUGAAAACUGGUUAUCGUGGGCAUUUGAGAAGCUGGUCAUCAUUAUGGUGUUCUAUUUCAUUCUUUCCAUCAUCAACUCCAUGGCACAGAGCUACGCCAAGCGUGUUCAACAGAAAACAAUAUCUGUUGAGAAGACUAAAUAAGGGGGAAGAACUCUGGGAGUAAAUGGGCGGGUGACACAAAGAGACAAAAUGCUACUAAGAACCUCAUUUGACCUGAUUAACCGUUAAAAUGCAAAAUUGGCAAAUUAAACUUUGGACAUU